This is a messenger RNA of Paramecium sonneborni, 1135 nucleotides long. Lineage: Eukaryota; Ciliophora; Oligohymenophorea; Peniculida; Parameciidae. The record is from the annotation of a GenBank genome assembly.
AGCCAAUUUAAGUUUGAAUUUUGGGAAAUUCUCUAUAGUUGAUACUCUUACUAUAAAAUAUUAAAAUAUUGUUGCAACAGAGAAAGUUUAUAAUCAUUUUUAUAAUGCUUCUGUCACUAAGAUGGUAGAUGAUGUUUUUAAAUAAAAAGUACUAAUUAUUUUGGGUGGAAAUGCAUCACAAACAUUUUAAAUUUAAGCAAUAUCAUUUAAACUUAAUGAAAUUACUUUAAUUGGUUAUACUAGAUAAAUAUCAAAGCCAUCACUCAUAUACUCAGCCAGUAAUUUAAGGUAAAAGUCUAUAAUAUACAAGAUAUUUUGAAAAGAAAGUAUUUUAUUUUGAUGAUACCGAUAAAAAGGAUUCUCUUUAGUUACAGAAUAUGGAAUCUAGAAGGGUUACUAAAGUGGAUUGUGCUUGUUGUAUAAUGUGAAUAUUAAGUUGGAAUAAAUGUGAAUAUAUAAAGAGCAAAUUUUAACUUUAUUAUUAAUACAAUGUUAAAAUUUAAAAAUUUAUACAAAUUAUUAAUAUAGGUAAAGCGAACUCCAAACCCAAAUUUUCUAAAAUUCAUUCCAAAUGGUAAAUUAGUAAUGCAAAAUGGAACUUACGAUUUCUCAAGAGCAAAAGAGGCUUAAUGUUCACCUCUUGCUUAAAAUCUAUUUAAAAUAGAGGGAGUGACAAGAGUGUUUUAUGGUAGGGAUUAUAUAUCAAUAUCUAAAAAUUAAGAUAGUAAAUGGGAUGAUUUGUAACCUAAGAUUUUUGAAUUGAUUACUGAAUAAUAUAAAUAGAAUGAAGAUGGUUCUGAAAAAUAAUUAAUUUUUGAUGGUUUUUCAUAAGGUUAAGACACAAUAAUAAAUGAAGAGGAUAGUGAAGUUAAUUUUAAUGUAAUAUUAGGCUGUUUAAAUGAUUAAAGAGAUUAUUGAUAGUAGAAUUAGACCAACAGUUUAAGAGGAUGGAGGAGAUAUUGUAUUUAGAAAUUUUGAUGAAUAGAAUGGAAUUGUUUAUUUAUAUAUGAAAGGAUCUUGUGCUGGAUGUCCAUCUUCAGGAAUUACUUUAAAAAAUGGAAUUGAAAAGAUGCUAUGUCAUUAUAUAGUGGAAGUUAAAUAAGUAAUUGCAGAAGAUUAUGUAGGAUGUGAUUGA